AUGGCUGUCGCCGGUGGUGCAUCCGUCGAUGCCACCGCGUCGAUGGGCGGGUUGUUCGCGUCGACGACACGAUCACGGAGCUACCGUCGACGUUCCCCGAUUCCUCCGGAGGGACACAGGUGCGCUUCCAUCCGGUUAAGCGAAAAAGCGCACGCCGUCGCCUUUGCCUUUGGGCGGACCGCGUCAGCGUGGACGAGGACGCCGAGGGGCGCAUCACUGGCUCUCGAUGCGUCCGAGGACGACGGUAUACUCGAGCUACUCGCCGCUGCUGAGGCUACCAGGCGCGGGAGCUCCGACCCGGAUAGCCCCGACGGGCCCCGAGGUCUCAUCACCGUCGGGGGCGACGGCAUCUGCCUUGGGUUAACGGCGUCGUGGUCGCUGACGUUCGACGCGUCGUCCGAUGGCAUGGGAUUCCGCGAUGAAAUCUCGCUCGACACCGGCGAAACGGCCGAAAGUAAGGUCCCGCCCAUGCUGUUCCAGUCGGGAUACGACCCUGAGGCUGACGUCGCGUGGGAAACCGAGCUCGGGUCCGGGACGUGUCGAGCGACGACGUUCGACGGCGCGCACCGAUCGCUGCUCAUAUCGUGGAUACGCAGCGGGCAGUGGCUCAACGGCCAAGCCGCGAGGCGUAGGCUGUUGCUCAAGCUGAUCCGCGGGCCGAGGGUGCCGCUGAGGGCACUGGUGGAGGAACACACGAUGGUACCCAAACUCUCGAUGUCGGCUUCGUUCGCAGAGCCAUCAGAGCCGGGAAACAAGUCGGGGCCCUCAGGGCGGCGGGGCAAAGACCGGGGUAAUAAGGGUGGCCGCAAAGGGGGUAGGAACAAGUUUGGGGACGCCGUCUCUCGAGCGAGCGUCCGUGAGGUGAAGCGAGCGGGCGCGCCGCCACCGAUCCCGUCGGGUGACGGUGCGCUCGUCGCCGUGGCCUGUCGAGGAGGCUCGGUCGGCGCGCGAGUGUGGCUGCAUCGCGUAAACGUCGGCGGCGACGACGGCUGGGUGCCGCACAGGUGCGAGCUGGCCACACCCGAGGGCGUGGAGGCGUGGGUGUUCGGUGAGUGGAGCAGGUCGGAUGUGGGGUUGCUCGUGCCGGGAGUGUCGCACCAGACGCAUCCGGCUGGGAACUCGUGCGUGUACCGCGCGAAGAGGACCGCGUCGAUACUCGACGGGGAGAAGUCGUCGUCCAAAAUAUUCUCGCAGCCGUACGAGGGGUACCCGACGGACGACGACAGGUGGCCGGUUCCGACGUACAGUCUGAACGACGCGGGCGUCACAGAAGCGGCGGCGGCGGUUCCCGCGGCGAGGGGAGAGGGAGGUCACGUGCUCGUAGCGCCGCGUCUGAACGGUCAGGCGUCGCCGGGCUGGUUCGUCCUGGACACGUCUUGCGCGGGGUUCGCGAUUGAGCCUUCCGUCGCGGACCGCCUCGGCAUGCCCGCGUUUGGCGAGCUGUCCGUGGUUGGAGUCUCCGCGGCGGCGCUCAGCGGGGCGAUGCGGCGGGGCACGACCAUCUCGGCGGGAUGCGUCGACGUCCCCGCGCCGGUGUACAUGGAGCAGUCGCUCGCCGCGGCGCUAAGGACGCCGCCCGCGCCGGUCGGUUCGGACCCCUCCGCGGGCGGCGGGCUCGUCGGCGUGCUGGGGACGGACUUUCUGCAGCACUGCGUCGUGGAACUCAGGGCGCCGCGACGUGUCCCGGGAUCGCCCACCGCGCCGUCGUUCGACGUCUUCUGCUUCGACCCGGCCAAAUACGAGCCCACCGACCGGGUGCGCGCGGCGUGGCAGCGCGUGGAGUGGAUCCAAGGCGUGCCGCACGUCCGCGUGAAGCUCACCGUCGCGGACGACGGGCUCACCCCGGAACCCUCGCUCGAGCAGAAGCUGCCGCGAGGAGGACCGCAGGCUGGCACCGGGGCUGGGCCCGAAAACCCCGCAACAGACGGGUCGGGUUGGGAAGGUCGUCUCUUCCGACUGUCACUCGGCGCCGGCGGCGCCGGGGCUAUCGUCUCGGCGCGCGCGGCGAAGGAGUGGAAGAUGGUGGAGCGCACGGUGGGUUUGCAGCCGGGCGGCGUGAUGUCGGGACCGGGAGAGGAGCGGAGCAGGCUCGCGAUGGUCGAGCCGGAGGUUGUCACGGGCAGGCUGAGGCGCGUCGAGUUUGCGGGUGGGAGGUUCGAGACGGUUCGAGCGCUGACGCACACGUCGGGCGACCCGCCGGACCUGGCGUUGAGUCCUCACGCGGACGGCGCCCUGUGCGCGGACCUUUUCCGAGGGUGCACGUUGGUGCUCGAUUUCGGACGGAACCGAAUCGCGGUGUUGACGCAGCAAGUGGACUAG
Molecule: messenger RNA, 2319 nt
Organism: Micromonas commoda
Lineage: Eukaryota; Viridiplantae; Chlorophyta; Mamiellophyceae; Mamiellales; Mamiellaceae
Exons: 1
Coding region: 1-2319 (772 amino acids)
Source: RefSeq, a predicted model, not a curated record